AUGGCCCUGCGUACGUUUGGUUUUCGUUUUGCAUCUUACCCCAGCUUAUGUCGUGAUUCCCGCGUACCAAUCCACCCUCUAACGUCGACCUCGUGCGAUAAAACGACUCGCUCUAUCCCUGUACCUACAUCCGGACGAUCUUCAUAUUGUCAUCCCACCACGGCCACACUCAACCCUUUGGCGCGCUCGGCUGACUCGACCUCCAGUCCCAAUCUGCCCGCGCCUCCGGAACACACCCCACCCGAAGCUGCCGAAGCUAUGCAGAUGCCCCCCCUCCUCUUUUCGCUGUUCGGCCUCCCACUCGAGGGCUGA
This is a messenger RNA of Rhizoctonia solani, 312 nucleotides long. RefSeq lists its product as uncharacterized. The record is from RefSeq and is a predicted model, not a curated record. Lineage: Eukaryota; Fungi; Basidiomycota; Agaricomycetes; Cantharellales; Ceratobasidiaceae. The transcript has a single exon. Bases 1 to 312 code for a protein of 103 amino acids.